CGCAGACAAACAAAGGCUGGAAAAAAAUCUUUUGAUUUUGUGUUACGAAACGGAAUGGUACAACCAGCUGAGGGUGAUGUUUUUGAAUGUCCUAAUGGUCUUUCCUUGCGUCCAGGAGGUCAUACUCUUGGGCAUAUUCUUGCCCACUACAAAAAAAAGGUUGGGCUAAUUCUGAUUCCUGAAGGAGUUGCCAUUCCAGAUGACUUGGUUCUUAUUCAUGAACACACCGACCAUUAUUCUCUUCAAACUUCCGUUCCUUGUACAGAAGAUGAGUUGAACGCAAAAUUAAAUCAUUUCUUUGAAACAACACCUAAUAUUCAAAAAGUACCGUUGGAGGCCUACUUAGAACAAUUCCCUCUUAUGAAAAUUAAAUUUUAAUGAGCUUUAGGCUA
Messenger RNA from Naegleria gruberi, 392 nucleotides. RefSeq lists its product as uncharacterized. NCBI's taxonomy places the organism in Eukaryota, Heterolobosea, Eutetramitea, Acrasida, Naegleriidae. The record is from RefSeq and is a predicted model, not a curated record. The transcript has a single exon. Bases 55 to 378 code for a protein of 107 amino acids.